Messenger RNA from Zootoca vivipara (common lizard), 905 nucleotides. RefSeq names its product CCCTC-binding factor like (gene CTCFL). The record is from RefSeq and is a predicted model, not a curated record. NCBI's taxonomy places the organism in Eukaryota, Metazoa, Chordata, Lepidosauria, Squamata, Lacertidae.
GUUUCUGCACGUUUGCCUGUUUCAGCACGUCAGGCCUCCAUCGCCACGUGAAAAAGCACUCCGAGGAAAAGCCCCACCUCUGCCACUUGUGCCUUAAGGCUUUCCGGACCGUCUCCCUCUUGCGCAACCACGUGAACACGCACACAGGGACUAAGCCAUACAAGUGCAGCGAAUGCGACAUGGCCUUCGUGACCAGUGGCGAGCUUUCGCGGCACAGGCGGUACAAGCACACCCUCGAGAAGCCCUUCAAGUGCUCGUUCUGCAACUAUUGUAGUGUGGAGGCCAGCAAGUUGAAGCGUCACAUUCGCUCGCAUACAGGAGAGCGCCCGUACAACUGCACCCUCUGCACCUAUGCAAGCAGGGACACUUACAAGCUGAAGAGGCAUAUGGUCACUCACUCCGGUGAAAAACCCUUUGAGUGUCAGAUUUGCAAGGCCAGGUUCACUCAGGCUGGAACUCUGAAGUUCCACAUGUUGCACAAACACGAGGAAAAUGUGCCAAAAUACCAGUGUCCGCACUGUAACACGUCUGUGGCCAGAAAGGGUGAUUUAAGAAUCCACUUGCGAAACCUUCAUUCCUAUAUCGAAGUGCCGCUGAAGUGCAGUUACUGCGAAAACGUCUUCCACGAGCGCUAUGCUUUCAGACAGCACAAGAAGACCCACACAAAUGAGAAGAGAUUCAGAUGUGAUGUGUGCAGUUACGCAUGCAAGCAGCAACGCCAUAUGGUUAUUCACAAACGGACACAUACAGGCGAGAAGCCCUUCGUUUGCAUCUCUUGCAGCAAACGCUUUCGACAGAAACAGCUCAUGAUGGUCCAUUUCAAGAAGUACCACGACUCCAGUUUUCAGCCAAGAGUGUACAAAUGCCCGAAAUGUGACAAAGGCUAUUCUCGCUGGGUGAGUUGA